UAUCUCUAAAACCCUAUUCUCCUAAUCCUUUGAAUCUCGUCUAUUUCUCCCUAAAGAUUUUGGUUGUUCUUCCUUAUUCUUCUCAAUUUUAUCUUCUAAAUCACUAAUUACGCGUGCCGAAUAUCAGAAUCUGAGAGGCCCUAAAAGUGGGUUUCUUACACAUUUAUGAGAAAUAAUCGGUAACUUGAUCCGCCUGCAGUUUCAACUCGUAUGAGUCAUUGAGCGGGCCGGCCAACCCAGAUCGGUCAUCUCCCCUCUCUCGAGACAUUUAAAUCUGACAAUGGCGGCAGGAACCAACAGGAAGAUAUCUGCUGCCUCGGCAAGGUCUCACACUAGAAGAGCUAACAAGAGCUCCGGCCUUACCCUCCCUUCAGGGAUCUUUCCUGCAGUACUGUUACUUCUACUGGCUGGGCUAGUGGCUUGGGGUUACCAAGCAAUCCAACCACCUCCGCCCAAGAUAUGUGGUUCUUGUGACGGACCGCCAGUCACAGCAUCGAGAAUCCAGCUUCGUGAUGGAAGGCAUUUGGCUUACCAAGAACGUGGAGUGUCAAAGGAUGUUGCCAAGAUUAAAGUCGUCUUCAUCCAUGGAUUCGACGUCUGUAGGCUGGAUGAUGUCAUUGCCACUUACACUUCUCCGGAACUUGUCGAGGAGUUGGGGAUCUAUUUCGUGUCGUACGACAGACCUGGUUAUGGGGAGAGUGAUCCCCAUCCAUCAAGAACAGUGAAGAGCCAGGCGUUCGACAUAGAAGAGCUUGCUGAUCAAUUGGGACUGGGGACUAAAUUCUACUUAAUCGGUUAUUCGCUUGGCGGACAGAUAGGAUGGGGCUGCCUGAAGUACAUUCCUCACAGGCUUGCAGGGGUGACAUUGUUGGCCCCAGCCAGUAACUACUGGUGGCCUGGUUUUCCUUCCAACUUAUCUACUGAAGCCUUGUACCAACAACCAACUUGUGACUACUGGUCUCUUCGUGUGGCUCAUUAUGCUCCCUGGUUAACUCAUUGGUGGAAUACCCAAAACUGGUUUCCAAGUCUUGGUGCAACAAGACCUCAUGUUCUUUCUCGUGAAGAAAGAGAAGUUAUGGCGAAGCUUAUAGCUAAAGGGGCUAGUCAUAGGGUAAUUUUCCAUGAGCAUGUAAGGCCGCAAGGAGAGUACGAGUCUCUCCACCGUGACCUGAACUUAGGAUUUGGGACGUGGGAGUUCGAUCCUGUGGAGAUGGAGAACCCUUUCACGGGCGAGGAAGUCUAUGCGCAUCUGUGGCAAGGAGACGAAGACACUCUGGUGCCUGCUACACUGCAGCGCUACAUUGCGGAUCGCCAUUCUUCUUGGAUUCGGUACCACGAGCUGGCUGGUUCUGGACACUUUUUCCCCCAUGUCGAUUGGAUGGCUGACACCAUUGUGAAGACGAUGGUGAAUGGCAAGCAGUAAGCUUUCACAGGCCUGUGUGCGCGCGAGACUUGUCGUUGAAUUGAACCUCAGUUCUUUACCAGGCUGGUAAAUUCAAAGCAUUUGGUGACAUGUUGUUUUAGUUUCAGCUUUGGGAGCCAUAUAUUGUUGUGCAAUAUUGGUUGUUGAAAACAUUGAUUGAUCUUAGGUAGUGGGAAAAAAAGGCUCUGGUGAUCAUG
Linum tenue is the source of this 1620-nucleotide messenger RNA. Lineage: Eukaryota; Viridiplantae; Streptophyta; Magnoliopsida; Malpighiales; Linaceae. The record is from the annotation of a GenBank genome assembly.